Molecule: messenger RNA, 735 nt
Organism: Saccharomyces kudriavzevii IFO 1802
Lineage: Eukaryota; Fungi; Ascomycota; Saccharomycetes; Saccharomycetales; Saccharomycetaceae
Gene: GRX4
Product: monothiol glutaredoxin GRX4
Exons: 1
Coding region: 1-735 (244 amino acids)
Molecular function (GO): 2 iron, 2 sulfur cluster binding
Source: RefSeq, a predicted model, not a curated record
AUGUCCGUAAUCGAAAUAACAAGCCAGGACCAAUUCACUCAAUUAACCACCACAAAUGCUGCUAAUAAACUCAUUGUCUUGUAUUUUCAAACUCAAUGGGCGGAGCCAUGUAAAAACAUGAACCAGUUGGUUGAGGCCAUCGGCAAAGAAGUUAUUCAAGAGGAUGUGCGGUUUCUGUCAAUCGAUGCCGACAAGAAUCCUGAGAUAUCAGAAGUUUUUGAAAUCGCAGCUGUACCAUAUUUUGUCUUCAUUCGAAACGGUAAUAUUGUGAAAGAGAUUUCAGGAGCCGAUCCAAAGGAGUUUGUUAGAAGUCUGGAAUCUCUUUCUAAUGGUCCCACCUCAAUAGCGCACAAUGCUAAGGGGCCUAAAUCCACUUCAGACAUGGAAAACAGUGGAUCUUCCGACGAUGAGGAGGAAGAAACGGAAGAAGAAAUAAAUGCAAGGUUGGCGAAGCUAGUACAGGCUGCUCCCGUAAUGCUUUUCAUGAAAGGAAGCCCAUCAGAACCUAAAUGCGGAUUCUCUAGGCAGUUGGUGGGCAUCCUCAGGGAACAUCAGAUAAGGUUCGGCUUUUUCGAUAUACUGAGAGAUGAUAACGUUAGACAAAGCUUAAAGAAAUUCUCUGAUUGGCCCACUUUCCCUCAGUUGUACAUAAACGGGGAAUUUCAAGGUGGUUUGGAUAUUAUUAAGGAAUCUAUAGAAGAGGAUCCUGAGUUUUUCCAGCAUGCUCUGCAGUAA